AUGGCCCGCAAGGUAGCCUGUCUAUCUCGUCCGGACAGUGUCACAGAGAAACCAUUCAAGUCAAAAGCUGGGCUUACAUCCAGGGAAACUGACUCCAAAAGUCUAAGUGCGUUCGGAAGCUUAUGGUGCCCAGAACACUAGUCAGGAGAGGCGCCCCCCCCCCAACGACUUUAAACUGAAAAGACCCUCUCAGAGCAUCUCCACAGAAUCUCACACCCCCGAGUAAGUGGGAGAGGCCAGAGGGGAAAUCCUUCGGGCGCAUCUGCCUUCCUGAUUUUGCUAAAAUCCUCAUUAAUGACUUGCCCCCAGGAUAAAUAGUUUUAAAAAAUGGCUGACUGCUAAAGAGUGUUUCCUAAAGUCUUUUUUUAAUCACUAACGCUUUGCUGCUAUGUGACAAAGAAUUGUCUUUGACAUCACAGCUGUUUCAUAGCAACCCUGACCGCGGGUGCCUCUGUGCUGCGGUGGACAGGGAGGGAUUCCGCUGAGGCCUGGGGGCCGCGUACACCUUCCCUGGGGUCCGAAGGGUCCCUGGAAGGGGCCAUGCGGCAUGAGGAGCUCUGGGCACUGAUGGAUACUUUGGUUCUAGAAGGGCGCCUUUGUCUAGAAGGGCGCUUUUGUCUGGCUUUUGUCUUUGUGGGUUUUCACUUGUCUCAGGUGGCUCCCGGGGACAGCAAUGCAUACUUUCACUGUUCUCACCUGUGUGUCCUGGGAUGCUCAGCCGUCCUUCCUGAAGUAGGCCGGCUGCUCUGUUUGCAGGAAGAAGAGUCCUCUGCCUCCCAGGCCAGGUCUCUUGAUCAUUUUUCUAGAAGGUUAAGGAGCACUUCAGGCUCAUCAUAAAUUCGUUUCUCCUUUUUAGACUUAGUAUUUGAUUUCCCAUUUGGCCAAAUGUAGCUGGUUGUUUUGAAACGAAUACUCUGAGGUCCCCUCAUUUGGAAGAGAAGGGGAGAGAAAGGGUGGGGGAGAGCCCAGCCUUUGCGGGACUUUGGGGAUCCACUGGAGAAGACUGCAUCUCUGUCUUCCCACCAGAUGGAUUUAAGUUUAUGACAAGGAAGUGAAGAGAAUGAAAACGGCGAAAUGACCCUUACACAGGCAACGGCAGCUUUGUGACUUUACUACCUGUGGCCUCAUCUUAGCCGCAGGACAGUGUGGCCGUUGUGGAGCUGCUCUGAUGGCCGAUGUUACAUGGCACGCUCGCUUCUGACCUGGGGUGUUGGCUGAGGGAGGGGAAGUGACGGCUGAGCAUGGCCCCUCUGGCCUUGCCCUUCCUCCUGGGGGUCCUGGCUUGGACCCUCCGUCCGUCUCGGGCUGCAACUUCACCGAGGACGCUGGCCAUCCCUGAGGAGCUGCAGGAAGCUGUGGGGAGAGUGAUUGUCAGUGCCACCACCUGCAGCGUCACCUGUGGCUUGGGCUACAAGGAGGAGACCGCCUGCGAGGUGGGCCCUGAUGGCGUGAGGCGCAAGUGCAAGACGCAGCGCCUGCAGUGCCUGACCAGCUGGGUCUGUGGGAUGCUGCACUUCACCGUGCUCAGCGGGGGGCAGUUUCAGCUGAGCUGCGUGAGCGCCGCUGACCUCCUGGAGGAGGGCCGGGAGGCGUAUCGCUUCACCUGGAGGCUCGCCCGGGGCAUCAUCUCCACCGAGGACGAGGUCUUCAGGCCCCUGCGCGUCAGCUCCUACUAUGUGCGAUUCUACUCUCUGCGGGAGUAUGACUCCGGCACCUACCGCUGUGAUGUGCAGCUCUUAAGAAACCUGAAGCCAGUCAAGAGGCUCUACUUUGGGCUGCGGGUUCUUCCCCGGGACUUGGUGGACCUAAAUUUUCAUCAGUCCCUUACCGAGAAUCAGAAAUUAAUAGAUGAGGGCCUGGAAGUGAACCUGGACAACUUUUCCCAGCCUGCCCGGCCCCCGUGGAAGCGGAAAGUGGCCGUUGCCGUGGGCCUUGGCGUCCCUGUCGGCGUGGCUGUGGGCGUGUUGCUGAUCCUGGCCCUCUGCAGGUGGCUCAGAAGCAGUGAGGGCCUGGGGCCUGGCCGGCCUGGGACCUGAGCGGCCGAGAGCUCAGGAUGCCGAGUGAGCUCAGUGGGGACCUGGCCGCCUGGUCAUGGCCAACUCAG
Sorex araneus (European shrew) is the source of this 2104-nucleotide messenger RNA. It is a transcript of the gene TMEM81, whose product is annotated as transmembrane protein 81. The transcript has a single exon. Bases 1242 to 2036 code for a protein of 264 amino acids. The record is from RefSeq and is a predicted model, not a curated record. NCBI's taxonomy places the organism in Eukaryota, Metazoa, Chordata, Mammalia, Eulipotyphla, Soricidae.